AUGUCUGGCUUCGAAAUCGUCGGUGUUGUCCUCGGGAGUAUCCCUAUUGUCGUUUCAGCAUUGGAGUACUACGUCAAAGGUCUGGGCAUACUUCAGAAUUUCCGCUCCUGUAAAAGAAUUCUCAGGAGCCUGAUACUAGCCCUCAAAACAGAGCAUAUCAACCUGCAGAAUAUCUGUGAAAAGCUCCUUGUAGGGAUUGCACCACAAACAUGUAUCGAAAUGAUGAUUCGGGAGCCGUUUGGCAAGCUCUGGAGCGAAGAAGGGAUCAAUAAUAAGUUGCGCUUGAGGCUUUGGACUUCCAUUUCAAUAUUCGACGAAAGAGUCCAGGAUAUGAAACUUGCUAUUGAGGAGAUGAUGGGAAGGUUGAACAUUGGUCCAGAUUUCGAAUCGAGUUGGAUUGAAGGGAUGACUCUCAAAAGCCAGCUCAAGCGAAUUAUGUUUAUUAUCCAAAAGUCAAACUACGACGAGGCCUUGACUAGGAUUCGAGACGGCGUCUCGGCUCUCCAGACACUAGCUGCUCUCAAUACAGAGCUAGAGCCAGCGAGAAAGUGCCGCUCAUUAGGAAGAUUGAACAAACUUGUCAGUGAGAUGUUGACUGGCAUCUACCAAGCACUCAGGUCCACCAUGACCUGCAAGUGUACGAAUCUCCAUGACAUUGGCUUGAAACUGAGACCUCCGGCAAUAACCAUUACUCCUACUGAUGACGAUCAGGAAAUCAUUAAGAAACUACAGUUCUGGCUGGCAGUUUCUUAUAUGAAGCUUUCAAAUCGAGCGUCCAUCAGGCAGUGGAACGAAAUUGUUCUCAAACCCAAUCAAUGUAUGAAAAAUGUGGGAGUUGAGGUGCCUUCAUUGAGUAUUCAGAGAAGUAGGCAAUCCACACCAACUACCACCGCUACCCAGUCAAGUGGAUUAAACCUCAAUUUGAGCACUGUUACAAAUACCCGCAGUCUCGAGAUUACACAGAGUAUUGACAAUCUCUGCCAAACGAUGCAGUCCAUAGGAAAGAAGAAGGGAGGCGAAAGGUGCGGAUACAUCAAAGACUUUCGGAUGCAGGGGGAUCUCAAGUACGACCUAUAUGCUCACGAUUGCCUAGGGAGCAGUGAUGACUGGUCUCUCGUAUCGUUGAAGCAGCUCACCCAAAGCCACACCUUGCUCUACGUUGACAAAUUGCGGCUUGCUUGGACAAUAGCUUGCAGCGCUUUUCAAAUGCAAGGUACACCUUGGAUAUCCAACAUCCUCAGAGCCGAGGACAUAUUCAUCGCUCAGAGAGAAGGUGUGCUUCAGUUCAAUCAUGUCUUCACCCUUCGGCAGCUUCCUGAGAAUUCCAGAUCUUCUCCACUAAAACCUUCGCCUACCAACCCAUUUAUGCUGUACCUUGGGAUUCUUCUGAUAGAGAUAAUCCUUGGGCAUUCUAUAAUCAAACUCGAAUCGACUUCGAAGGCAACAGUAGAGCCUACGGUUCCCCAGUAUGUGCUUGACCUCGACGUUGCGAACAAAUUCCUAGGUCGAGUGAGGAUGGCGGGAGGCUCGGGGUAUCAUGAUGCGGUUGAACGAUGCUUGAAAUCAAGCAUGCACCAAACAGAAUGGAAUCGAGGACAGGCUUGGUUUCAAGGCGAUAUAGCUGCUGCCGUGGUCAAUCCUCUUGAGACUGACUUGAGAAUGUUGGGCUUUGAUUAA
Fusarium sp. VM40 is the source of this 1677-nucleotide messenger RNA. NCBI's taxonomy places the organism in Eukaryota, Fungi, Ascomycota, Sordariomycetes, Hypocreales, Nectriaceae. The record is from the annotation of a GenBank genome assembly.